Molecule: messenger RNA, 2228 nt
Organism: Selaginella moellendorffii
Lineage: Eukaryota; Viridiplantae; Streptophyta; Lycopodiopsida; Selaginellales; Selaginellaceae
Product: cilia- and flagella-associated protein 52
Biological process (GO): cilium assembly
Molecular function (GO): protein binding
Source: RefSeq, a predicted model, not a curated record
AUGAUUUUGACCGGCGUCCACCGGUGGAUGUGGAAAGAUGUCGCGUCCACUGCCCUUGGGAAGCGUGAUCGGCUACAGCGGAACCGUGCCUGGUGGCAUGGUUCUUCACCCGGACAAGUCGACGCUCGUCUAUGCGCUUGGGACUUGCAUUGUUUUGAGACACCGGGGCGAUGAUCACAACCAAGAGUUUUUGCAAGGACACAGCAACAAGGUGUCCUGUUUGGCCAUCUCAAGAAGUGGAAAAUAUUUGGCAACAGGACAGGUUUCGUACAUGGGAUUUACGACAACCAUUAUCAUCUGGGAUCUGGAGGAGCGAAGGAUUCUUCACCAGUUGAAUUUGCACAAAGUGAAAGUGGAGUCCUUGAGCUUUUCUCCCUGUGAAACUUUCGUGGCAUCAACUGGAGGUCAAGAUGAUGGGAAACUGGUCGUUUGGUAUGUGAAGUCGGGCAAGGCGGUUUGUGGCAGUCCGACGCCAAUCGACUAUGCUCAGUGCGUGUGCUUCUUCAAUUGCACAAACACAAAACUCGUCACAGCUGCAUCAGCUAAGCUGACGAUUUGGGAAUUUGACGAGGGAAACAGGCAGCUUCGGCCAUACGAUUGCCAACUUGGUAAAAUCAGGCGAGUGUUGCAAACAAUUGUUAUUGAUAGUAAGGACGACUACGUAUAUGUUGGAACUCAAACUGGAGAUGUUCUUCAGGUGAGUUUGGGUCCGAAAUUGUUUCAAAAUCAUGGACCUAAGCAAAAGCUUUGCAUGGGAGUACAAUCUACGAUAUCGACGCCCUUUGACGACCUACUUGUCGGGGGUGGAGAUGGAAACAUUGUACUCCUGAGGUCUGGAACUUUGAAAACGGUCUCCUCUACCAGAGUUCACGGUAGUGUCACUGCAAUGGCCAAUGGUAAUGCUGAUCAAAGCGGAUCUUUCGAGUUCUUUGUUGGAACUUCCAAGAGCAACAUGUAUCUCGUCAAGUAUGAUGCAAAAAGGAAUAUGAUGGCCUCACAGCUCAUUCAUACUUGCCAUUACGACAAAAUCAAUGACGUCGCUUUUCCAUCGGGCUACAGUGAAGUCUUUGCUACGUGCUCGAUGGAUGAUAUUCGUAUAUGGCAGCUGGAAAAGUGUCGAGAGCUACUUCGGAUUCAGGUCCCCAACCAGAAAUGCAUGAGCUUAGCAUUUAUGCCCGACGGAAAGUCCCUCAUUAGCGGCUGGAAUGACGGGCGGAUUCGGGCCUUCGGGCCACAAACAGGAAAACUACUCUAUACGAUACUCAAUGCUCACAAACUGAAAGCUCUCUCUUUUAUCUCCUUUUGUACUGACGCUGACAAGCAGGGCGUGACGGCAAUCACAGGCACAUCCGACAGUGGAAAGAUAAUCAGCGGUGGCGUGGAUGGUCAGGUGCGUGUAUGGAGGAUCGGCCCCCAUAGUCACAGCUUGAUCGCGACGAUGAAAGAGCAUGUCGAAGUAGUCAACGGCGUCCAGGUUCGCAAAAACGACUCGGAAUGCGUAAGUUGCAGCAGCGACGGCUCGUGCAUUGUGUGGGAUCUUACUCGAUUUACAAGAAACAACAGUAUGUUCGCGUCCACUUUCUUCAAGGCCAUCCAGUACCACCCUGACGAGAGCCAGCUUCUUACAACCGGAACAGACCGCAAGAUAACGUACUGGGAUGCCUACGACUGCGCGGCGAUCCGAAUCGUAGACGGAUCUCUGACCUCGGAGAUGACCGCGCUGGACAUAAGCCCCGACGGCACCGCGUUCGUCAGCGGGGGAUAUGACAAGGAGGUGCUCCUGUGGAACUACGACGAGGGCCAUCCUUACUUCACAGGGAAAGGACACAGCGAGCCCAUCACCAAGGUGAAGAUAAGCCCCGAUCAGCAACACGUAGUCUCGGUGGGGGAGGAAGGUGGCAUUUUUAUCUGGGACUACAAAGCUCCAACGUCGGCAUCCACGAGCCCGGCCAGCGUUGGAAGCCCAGCCAGCGGAAGCCCAGAGCCGUGAGGAAAAGAUUUGGACAGAUCAAUCAAGCAAAGCGAAACGACCAAAGCAAAGAAUUCACUGGUAGAAAACGCAUCGUGGGUGGGACAGUAUAUAGAUACGACCUCUUCUGUGUGGUGACACAACUGGCCAACAAGCGAGCGCACAGCCGCAAAGGGGAAAAGAGAGGAAAAAAAAAAGAGGGAGAAAGAAAUAAAAGGAGGAGAGGAGGAUCCUCAAAGUUUUUAAGCUCGCUCCUUCA